GAAGGAAGAGGUUGUUUGACUGGUUUUCAGGAAGAUAUCAACCUUUUUCAUCAGGAAUCAUCUCGCUUAUAAAUGCCACUAUAAAAAUCAGCUUGGAAUUUAGAAAACGGGCAAAUGAGGCUUUUAAAAUAGCCGAUUAGGAUGAAAAUGUGGCACAAUCGACGCUUCCUUUCGAAUUCCAAACAGCUGUGUACGAAUUUUGGGACUUCGAAGUUCGUCGUUUCUUGUUUAUUUGCUGUUUUUGCUGUUCAAAUUGUUUCAUGUCAAGAUGCAUGCAGUAGUGGGCCUUGCUAUCCGAAUCCUACAGACAUUGCUGGAAAUUUUAACGUAACGGCGAACUCAACUUGCGGUGAUCCGCCGGAGACAUUCUGCGUGAAUUUGAAUUGCAGUAACGUUUGCAACGCAAAUUCUGAUGGACUUAAGCAUCCACCUAGCUUUGUGAACGACGACAUUAAUGCUAAUACCUUCUGGAAGUCUAAAAACUACGAAUACCCUGUAGUUUUGCAGCUAGAUAUUGGAAGAACAUUUAUGCUUUAUCAAUCUACUGUGACUUUUUACCACGAGCUGCCGGCUGCGAUGUACUUUUUGAAGUCAAACGACUCUGGUUUAACCUACCGGCCGAUUACUUACUUUGCGACUAAUUGUACGAAAUAUUUUAACUUGCCAGAAACCGUUGAAAAUGAAAGAGAUGGUCUCCAAGUCCAGUGUUUCAAGAUCGACACGUCCGAAAACCCUCGGCGUCAGGUAAAGUUUGUAGCUUGCUUAAUUUUUAUUUGUAGAGGGAAAAGAUUCUCAAGAUAAUGAAUGUAUCGCACACAUUUAUCUUAGUGACCAAGAAUCUUUCUCUGGAUUAUUCUACAGGCCUUCAUAUGCUAGCUUCCCACCUGCUAAACGUGUAGAAUGCCUAAUGUUUUACGUUAGUGGUUCUUGCGUUUAUCUUGUCCUUAAAUAUGUGGUUAUGGAGGUUUUUACAACCAGCCGAAAUCACGGCUCGUUAUGUAAGCUCAAUUAAGCCUAUCGAUCGUUAGGGCUGCAAAAUGUUCCCGUGCAAAGUAUGAGAUUUAUUUCUUUGAAAUUCCACAUCGGGAUAGCUGAAAAAUUCUUCAAGAGGCAAUCCUUUGGCUUGCUUCCUUGUAAACGUAAAAUCUUGGAAACGGUGUGUUUACGAAACGUUUCCUCAUUUCCAAGGGAUCGUAUUACCAGUUUAUCUUGUGCGCCAACUUUUUGCAAAUGGCAAUGCAAUAAAUUUCACAAUGGUUUGAAUUAAGUACGUUUUAGUUGUUAGAUAAUAAAUUUUCUCGGAUUUUUGUCGAUAGCUUGCGUGUGAUGAUUUUAAUUUGUAUCAUUUCGCUCUGACCUGUAAAAUCGUCCCGUUUUUGUACAUGAAGUAUCUCACCUUCUAGACGUGUCACGUUGUGUAUCUCUUCAAACAUCGUCAUUGCUUUGAAAUUAUCUGUAUUGUUGCCAAUACAUGUAACCGCUUGUGGCCUUGCAUUAUUUUAGCCUGCUGGGCGAUAAAGUACAUGUAUAAGCUUACUUACAUUUUCAAUCAUAUAAACUUAAACCACGCGCGGUACUUUGUCAAAGUGAGCCAAUUUUUAUCCACUUGAAUUUCAUCGCGAUAACAUCACAAUUGUUCUGAUGUUGUAUAUAUUGAGGGUAUGAAAAAGGAAUUUUACACUGUCUAACUGUGUUAAUUUAUAUUUUGCUUGCUUAUUUAUUUGUUAUUUUAUCGCACGUUUCUUCACAAAUCGCGCAAACCGUCUUGCUUCAAGCCAAAGAAAUAACGUCGAGUUUAUUAGUGAUAUCUAAAUAGAUGCAAAAAAGUAGAUGUUGAUUGCUUUGUUUGUAAACUGGCAUUUAUUUCCAAGAUCCUUAAUUGCUAAUAUUUUUAUGAGGCACACAUAUUAUGACAGAUCAGAAAAGUUAUUAAGGGUUUUUUUGGUACAAUGACUGUAUGAAGCUGUUAUCUGAACAGGACUUAUCCUAGAAAAUUACAGCUACACCAAGUUAAUUUAAAAGGAAGCAUUAUUUAUAGGACUGGCAGCGGAUGUAAACUGUCAUUAGUGUUUCAAAUAUUGGACCAACUCCAACAGAAAUCGCUGAAAAAAGCCUAAUGUCCAAUUCUUUUUGGUUUCUCAAACAAUAUUUUCCAGCAAGUGAUUCACUCAGUUUAACAUUCAAUAUUGUUGGAAUAUGCAGAAUGGAGGAUAAUGAUCAUUUAAUUUAAUCAUUUUUAUCAAAUUUUCAUUUUGUUGAUUGUACAGUGUACUUGUGUAAUGAAUGUUUGUAAUUGGCAUUCAUAACAAAUUACUUUGUGAUCAGAAUUUUAGCCAGUCCAUUAUACAACCAACAUCACUACAUGUAUGCAAAGAACAGUGCAGUCUUCUUCUGAUAAAAUUUAUCCUUCGGUCAGUCAUCCACAACCGCCGUUCAAAAAUGAAUUAUUUCAUAUAUACUUCACAGUCAAAAUAACGUUGAAACCAAAUCAACGGUUUAUUGAUUCAGUGUUGAAUAAAUGAAGCUGACAAAGGUUGAUAGCUGUAAUGUCCACUAUAAUAUACUUCCUCAUUUUACUGUAACCUAGUAACAAGGAAGUGUAUUGUAUGGUAAGUCUCUUAGUGACAUGGACUUGGCUUUUGUGAUGCAGGCUGAAAAGGGAGUAAAUUUUAGUAAGUGCAUGUAUGAUCCCUUUCAGAAAAUUGAAUGUUUUGUAUCACGUUUGAUUAAAAGUAUAAUAUUAUUGCAGAUGUUCUUGUCAGACACCUUUCUGUAAUGUUCAUCAGAUUAUAAAUUCUGAUAUACAUGUACAUGUAUGAACACCUAUUUUGGUUGUUAAAGACAGCCUUCGAUAUGAGAAAAUCCACAGUGGACUGUUAAAAAACUUGUUUGAUAUUUGCACUAGUUAAAAGCAAAUUGCUGUAGAGUUAUAUUUAGUGUUUUUUUCUGAAUAUAAGACAAGAAGAGCUCAUAGGAUGGCAUCCAUGAUGUGCAGCAAGAUCCAGAAUUUGGGUUAUCGGGGUAAAUUUUGAUCAAGGGAAAUAACAUUUUAAAGUUCUUGGAAGCAAAAAGUUUGACUUGCAUGUAUCCUAGUUUUAGUUAAAAUGGCUGAAAAAUGGGUUCAAAUCUAAGGAAAUAUCUUAUAAGUGACCACCUCCCACAAGUGAUAACCCAAGAGUGGCAUGUCAGGUGGUUGAUUAUAGGAAAUUUUGACAUUGCCACGUAUCCUAACAGUUUCUUGUCCUUUACAUGUAUAUGUCAGCUCUACUACAGACCGCUCCUUGAUUCAGAUGCAGCGGAAAAUCUUCUGUCAGAUCCUGAUAAACAGGCCUUCUUUCUAAUGACCAACCUCAGAAUGGUGCUAGUGAAUUUUAUAACAGGAAGUAGCUUUGAUCCAAGUUCUGUUCCUGAUUCCCUUAAGCAGAGUUUUUACUUUGCUGUGUAUGACUGGGAUGUGGUGGCUUCAUGUUUCUGUAAUGGACAAGCAUCUCGAUGUGAUCCAAAUGUAAGUUGCCGAGUUCUUACAGACUAAUUAAAACUUACUGGGACUUGUGUUUUCAAUACACCCAUGCGUCUUGGAAUAAAGUACAUGUACAUGAACUUGAAGCAGCAGUAAAAGAAAGAAGCAACAAGGACAACGGUAGUGAAUUUAAUUUUCAUUGCAAACAUAGGCAUGUCUCCUGGCAUUGAAUUCUAAAGGAAAAGAAAUGUACUUAAAAGUGUGGUAUACAUGUGUAGAGCUAAUGUUUUGCUCAUAAAACCAUUUGUUUUUUAAUGUUGUUGUUGUCGUUGUUAUCAUGAUUGCUUAAGCUCCCUAAUGUGUACCUGAUUGCUGUUUGUUUUGCUAUCUGUCAGGAUAUCUCAAGAUGUGUAUGUCAGAGAAACACUGAUGGUCCUAACUGUGAGAAGUGUUUACCUCUUUUCAACAGCAGACCUUAUCGCACCCGAGAGGCUUGUGAAGGUAAUGACUCUUGUUGCUUGUCUUAUUUACAUAUACUUGUAAAUUCGUAAAUUUGCUUAAAACUGAGUUUACUUACAUUGUGCAGUGUACAUGUACACACUUGCAACCAAAAACAUCAAAUCAAGUGUCUGCUAUCUCGAGCAAGUGAGUUUACUGUACUUUUCAAAUACACAUGAACUCUGAAGUUCAAAAGCCAACUGAUGUUUGCAUUUUUCGCUGCUGUCAAUCAUCUUAGCGGACCUCUUAGGAAAAAGAACUUUACAUAAACAGGUUCAAAAGGUCAUGGUUUGUGAUCUGUGAUUGGUGGAUUUCGAUCCGUUUUGUGGGUUUCUGUGUUGCAAGAUUUCUUGCUUGUGAUCAUUAUUAUGAUUGCCGGCAGCAAAAAAUGCAGUUGUGAAGGUGUGGCCUUUGAACUUUAGAGUUUGCGUGUUUGUGAAGAGCGCAGUUAAUUGGGCCCAUGCUACGGUGCAAGCCUACAGUGUAUGACUGUAUGUCACAGUGUUUUCAGAGGCAAUUUUAAUUUUCAUCAACAGUGUUCUUAUACAUAUAGUACUAUUAUAUCCAGUAUUUUCAUAAAUUAAAGUGGAAGCUCUUUACAAUAAACAUGUUCUUGUAGCAUAACUCAUGUAUGAAAAAAAAAGUCAGUGAUUAUAGAAUAACACAUGUACAUGUAGUCAAAAUAUAUGUACCCUUUUCCCGCUCUGUGUUAUUUUUUGAAAGAACAUGUAGUGGUAGCAAAAUAUAAAUUGUACAUUUGCUCAACCAGGCAACCAAACCACAGCAAACAAGACUAUAGUUCAUUGUACAAUAAAACAUGUUUAAUAAUGUAAUAAUUAUUACUUUGUUGAACUUCUUACAUAAUAUGUGCAUUCUUAAAUUCCUUUCUAGGUAAAAUAUAUUUUUCAUUUCCUAGCCCUAAUCAUUCAUGGGAGACAAAGGAAAAAUUUUUGGUUAAUUAGCCUGUCAUUAGAUUUAAAAUACAAUAGAUAAUUCUGUUCAUGAAGUAAUUUUUUCCUUCUGUUCUUUCAUAACAUAGCGUGUGAAUGUCACAAUCAUUCUGCUAGCUGCACUUACAAUGAGACCAAACAAUAUGGAGUUUGUGAUAACUGCAUGGACAAUACCUUUGGGGAUUUCUGUGAAUUUUGCAAGUCAUCAUUCUAUAGAAACUCUGAAGUGCCACGGAAUCAUUCUAACACUUGUCUGGGUGAGUACAUAUGUUGUAAAUGUCAGUGCUGCAGGGUGAUGUAGCACAGACAUGUAGUUAAUAACAUUAGUAAGGUCUCAAAACAUGUUAUUUACCUAAUUAUUUUAGGAAAUAAACACUUCAUCAUUGAAAUUAAUGCCACUUAAAAGCGAAUUUAUGUAGUGGAAAAUGACUUUGGAGUAAAGCAAAUAAAUUAGAGAGGAGAACACUUCAAAAUAAAUGAAAUUAAUGUGAUGCUUAGAAAGAAACAAAACUUGUUGAGGCAGCAAGAACAAAGUCCAACAUAUAAUCUGAAGUAGAAACUUUGUUCAUGGUACUUUCCCUAAAAGUAUGAAGGGAGUCAAGUGAAGAAUUCUAGCCACUUCGAGGGUUCUUCACAGUCCCACUUUUACUGGCAGGACUCCAUCCUGAUGAAAUACUCUGCUUUCUUGGGAGUCAAUAAUGUCAGUAGUGUACACUGUACCAAGAAUUUAGGGCCAAAAUACAAUGUAAUGCAAAUUGAGGUCAUGGAAAUUAAUGCUCCACUUGAUUAACAGUGUGGAAAUCUAAGUUAAUCUUAUGAAGUGUUAAUUUGUGAAAGCUUGGAAACUGUGCAGAAUGUGAGGACAAAUAAUCUUAAAGUUACAUGUAAAACCUGCUUUAAUUGCCCUGUAAAGUGCCAGGAAGUGCUAAACAUGUCAGAGUGAUCCUGGUAGAGGCUGCUGGAUGACAUUAUCUAGUAUCAGAGAUGCUAAGCGGUCUUCAAAAUUAACCCUGCCAAGAUGUAGUUUCCCAGAACAAUAUUUGAGCCAAUGGCAAGGUCUUUCACAGCUGGUGAAAUUAGCCGGCAGCUGGCUCUUAAAGACGUCCUUGUAGAAUAAUAAUUAGCCCGUGGCUUGUACAAUCUUGAAAAGGUCUUGAAUUUUUAGUAGUCGUGUUAAAAAGUCUUUGGAUUCGGUGACUCUAUUAGGUCUUGAAAAGUCCUUGAAAUUCAAUACCUUGUCUAUGCCCGGCAGAGUUUUCUGUAAACUUAGAUUUUUUGCCGAGGAAAAAUUGGCUCAUCAUUUAUCGGGGUCAGAACUUGCAAAACUCACUGGUAACUUAAGAACAUUUUUUUGCAUGAGCAAAUAUGUAUUUUAUUUUUAUUCCUCAACUUUAUUUUGAGAUGCUAUUUCUGUACCUCAGAUGCACUUGCAAGUCAUUUUCCAAAGUGUUGUUGUGGAAAGUAUGAAAUAACAUUAUCAACCAUGGCUGAAAAUUUAAGUAAAAAGCGUAAAUGACUCCAUGGCAUGUUUAGCCUUGCCUGAGGUGUUCAAAAGGGGUAAAGGAUGCCGAUUUAUUGAAUAAAUCUUAGUCCUUGAAAACUGUAAUUUUUCCUUGAAAAAACCUUGAAAUUUGUUUGUCUAAAGGUCGGUACACACUAGGCGACAAGUUGCAGCAACACGGUGAGGCGACACGUCGCAGCGACAAAUCGCUUCGUGUGUACUGGAGAAUUUUGAGAAAAUGUUUGUCGCUGCAACAGAAUUUUGUCGCCGCAACAAGUCGCACAGAUUCAGUCUGAUUUGAUUUUUUGCGACUUGUUGCAGCGACAAAAUUCCGUUGCAGAGACAAAGGUUUUCACAAAGAUUCUCCAGUACACACGAAGCGAUUUGUCGCUGCGACGUGUCGCCUCACCGUGUUGCUGCAACUUGUUGCCCGAUCUGUUCACAUGGAGUGAUCUGUCGCUGCGACGUGUUGCUGCAACUUGUCGCCUGGUGUGUACCGACCUUAAAGUUGUACCAACCAUGUUAGUCACAUUAACGUACAAGUACGUGCUGUAAAAAUCCAAGAUUGUACAUUUUCCUUUUAUCCCGUGAUGUCACUUAUGCAUACCGGCAAUGUUUACAUUUAUUUAUCAUUUUUCUACUUAUUGUUUGCUUUCAGCCUGUGCCUGUAACAUCCCUGGGGUUAACAGCUCUGCUGACAGCUCUCAGUGUGAUGGUGUAACUGGACAGUGUGCCUGCAAGAGUCAUGUGACAGAAAGGGCAUGUGAUACAUGCCGUGAUAACUACUGGAAACUGAGCAUGAGCAAUGAAGUGGGAUGUGAAGGUUAGUUUGCUUAAAUGGAGACUUUCCUCUGCAGAUAAGGUGCCUGUGCAUGUUUAUUGUAAUCUCUUUCAUCCUGGGAUCAAUUCAAUAAACUGUUUACAAGUAGUGUAAUUUAAAGUUGUACAAGUGUGGCCAUUGUUUUACAGUCUACAAUUAUAUAAUAAUAAUAACAACAACAAUAAUGAUAAUAAUAAUAAUAAUAAUAAUAAUAAUAAUAAUAAUAAAAAUGAUAAUCAACUUUAUUUUUCAAGGGUGGCACUUGACAGUAUAAAAUUCUGUCACUUAAACUUGAAUGAGUUUUAUUCAAUUGACUCUGUGUAUAUUAUUAUAUUAAUGUGAAACUACAGUCAACCAUUACAAGCUCAAAGUACUGCUUUUUGUUUAGAUUGCAGAUGUAAUUUAACUGGAACUGUAAAUGCAUCAAACGUGUGUGACAAGGUCAGUGGUCAGUGUCCAUGCAAGCCACUGCUGACUGGAAGGACCUGCAACAAAUGCCAGGUAGGAAAUAAAUGUUGCUAAUUAAAAAAUGGAGAACUAACUCACAGUGUACGAUUGAUAGACACCUUUGUUUACAAUAUUAAAAAUUUAACUUUUACUUCAUAGGGUAGUCCCUUCAGGGAGCUUGCAAAGCAUCCCUGCUAUCAAUAGGAGACCUGAGGUCACGAACUACUGUUAUAGAAUAUGCAAUAAAAUAUAUACAAAAGUAAAAACAAAAAAUGAAAAAGUACAUACUGUACAUUUACAAUUAUUAUAAUGAUUAACUGUGUGGUAAUAAACAAUCACACAAAUUUAUGUGCACAUUAUUUACAAUAUUAUUAAAAACCAAGCUUUCAAGGUGAUAGUAAAUACAUCUCUUGGCCACCUCUGUUCUAACUGCUUUUAGGUGCAAAAGAUUGCUCUGCUGGGCUGAGCUCCCGUACGAUACAGAAGACGUUAAAACAGCGCUGCUUUAGCGACUUAUUAGCGCUGCAACGAGCGCUGCAGAAAGGUUGCACGAACGCUGUUUUCCGUUCGCUGCAGCAGUGCAUUUUUGUGACUGCGUGAACGCUGCGGUAGCCACACUGAGAGCUGCAGGAGCGCUGCCGUAAAGAUGCAAAAAAAUAGCCACACGAGGCCAUACGGUCGAUAAACAGCUUUUAUGCAGCGCUGUGCAGCGUUAGUGAAGCGCUGCCAAGAACAGUUGUACAAAAAAAAGAAAUGCAGACUUCAACAAUACAAUAAUCAUGAGACAUGGUAAAGGAGUUGACAAGAGGCCUUAUAGUAGCGGAGUAAAAACCACAAGAAAUACAAAAUGCAACUGAUACUUUAUUAGUAUUCACGCGUACACGUUACAAAAGCAGGUGACAUAUAAAAAAUCUACGAGUCUCGCUUUGUAAAUAUUCAGCAAUCACGGUCACUCAUCUAAAUGUAAGAACAUCCAUUAACAUGCUGACAUUGAAGUUUAUCUUUUUUUAAAAUAAAGAGAAUAAGAGCGAUUGUUCUACAUAAAGUUUGCACGGACAGCAGCCAAAUGAUGUUUUGAUUCGUUGCAACAGCCUAACAUCGCUCACCUUGACGUUUUGUCCAUGAUCCACGAUCUGCCGUCACUGUUUUCAUGAAAGAAAUCAACCCAAUUUUACCUUGGUCGCCGUUAAAUUUACAAUGGACUAAGGAACGUACAUCAUCGUGAACGUUUGAAUCUUGUAAAUACAUGCGCACCCCCAGCUCAGAUUCUUGUAUCUGUGUUGCUUGCUCUGGUUCGAUUAAACGGUACCGGCGUGAGAAUUCACUGAACAGUGCCGUUGUUUACAAAUACCUUUGCGCUGUUCCAUCCAACAACAUCAAUAGAUCUUCCACCUCGAAACACUGAACUAGUUGCUAAACACUUACAAUGUAUGAAUGUUUGCGCCUUUCAUUCAACGGUCGCAAAUGUUUGUCCAGCGAUGUAAUGUGAUCUGAUGCAAAAGUGCCGACCAAUUAGAUUACAGCCUAGAAUGUCUCCAGGAAUUAGCGAUAACAUUCCCACACUGCCCAGUCACGGAAUAAAAUUUAUUGAAAUCUUUAUUCCAAAAGCAUAGAAUUUGGAGGUUUAUUCAAUAAGUGAUCUUCCCUGCGCAUAAGCUUACUCACAUUUCUUAGAGGUACAGUCAAAGUUUUCUCGUUAUGAAAGCCGUAAUCUGUGGCAAAAGGCUUUUCUGGCGGUUCAUGUUAUGAGCGCUCAAGAACGUUGUGCUAUCAGAUCCAGCGUAGCUGAAUUGUAGCGUUACUGCAGCUAUUGAAAGUCGGCAACUGCGCUGCAAAACUGCUGCCGAGAACUUCAAAGGCAGCACCAGCGCUUUUGCAUCCCGCUGCAACUUGGAUUAAGCUGUUGUUUGGCUUCUAAAAUGCUGCUAAACAGCUGUAAUUUAGCUGUACAGCUAUUUUGUGGCGCCGUACGGCGCUGCAAGUUCGUCUGGGUUUGCUCUCCAGGGUUUUAAUUUUGAAGAUCUUUAAGUCCUUAUUUGGUAUCUGCAGCGUUGUGCAGCGAUAAUGCAGCCUCAAGCGUCGCUUGUAUUCAGGUUGUCAUAUGGAGUGGUUUCAAUGUUUAUAUCUAAGUCUCAUUGCAGCUUUUAAGCAGCGGCCCGCAGUGCUGCUUUACCGCUGCUUUACCGUGGCAAAAUUUUGCAGCGCUUUCGCAGUACACGAAAUGUGACGUUCUCUGCUUUAGCGACUCACGAGCACUGCUUUACAGACGCUUAAGCGCUGUGCAACCAUAAAAGUGAACUGCUGCAGCGUUGCGUCGUUCGUACGGGCUAUUACAGCGUCCCUAAUAAAAACAAAAUCACUCUUACUCUUCCCUACACCUAAAUUGACUGACCCGCUAAGACUGGCACUACCUAACUGCAUGCAGACCAGUGCACUUCUGUAAGAUUUAGAUAAGGAAAAUAAAGAUUAUUGCCUGUUGUUGUUGUUAUUCUACACUUUGCUGUAUGAGCUUAGGUUGUGCAUUGUUGUGGGUUUUCAAACCUUAAGUUAUAACUUAUUUUUGUUUGUACAGUGUGCACUAUCCUGUGUUUUAUUUGAGCUUCUAUUUAGCUUAAAUGCUGGUUUGCCUAAAACUCGGAAUUCUGAAAACCCCUGCUGAAUGCUGAAGGACUCUGAAGUUUAGUGAUUAUGGUUGGGAAACUGAGUGAAUUAAGUUUCAGGUCAGUUUGCCCAAUAUAAUGACCCUAAAUGGAACCUGAUUCACUCAGUUUUCUAACCCUAAUCCCUAAACUUCAGAGUCGUUUGGUGUUUGGGGUGUGUUUUCCGGAUUUGGAUUCUGGAUUAAGAAUGUUACAGUUAAAGUAAAAAAAAAUUGUGAUGUACAUCUGCAGUGCAUUAUAAUGAAAUAAUUAUUCUGGUGUUAAAUUAAUAGCUUAGUUGUUUAUGCUGGUAUAUUUUUAACUUUCUUUGGUCAGGAUGGUUACUUUGGGUUAACGUCUCAACACCCAGGCUGUACUGCAUGUAAUUGUGACAUGGCAGGGUCAGUGAACAAGUCUUGCUCUUCAACUGGGCAAUGCUUUUGCCGUCCAAGAUUCUCAGGGCUAAAGUGUGAUGUAAUUGAACCAAAUUUCUUUCUGCCAAGUGUUGAUUUUAUGACAUUUCAAGCCGAAGAUGCUUUUGCUGUCUCUGUAAGUACUAAUGUAUAUCAGUAUCUUCUUGGUGUAAAUGUGUGAACUUCUCUUAAAUCUUUGUCUCUUUUCCUAGGGAAUUUAGUGUCAUCUUCUUAGCAUUGAUUUCUCUUCAUUUUCACUUGUCAUCCAGUAAUGUGAUAUACUGUGAACAUCCUACUAAUACUCAACAUGAUUUUAAUAUUGAUUUCUAACCUGAGACCCAAAUACAUUUUUAUUUUGAGUACAUGUAGUCUUGGUCUUAUGUGGUCUGAGAUAACUCCUUUUCUUCUCAGAACCUUGUGCUUCCCUUUGAAAGCUUUGUUCUCCGAAUGCAACAUUCUUUCCCACUGAUCAUUGGAUAUUAUUUUGAAUAAUAACUUACCUUACAAUGAAACACAAUGACAUGAUAGCAUGAUUGGCCAAGUUUGAUAUUCGAUUCUACUGUAAACAGUGCACUGAGGUGAUGCGCACUAUCAACUGAAAAAAAAAAAAUGGAAUCAAGGCCAUUAAUAACUCCUCUGUGCUGGAAACAAAAACUUCUAGUCAGUUGCAAGAAAAUGCCUGAGUGUAUGCAGGCUCCUUUUUCAUGGUGACCUGACACAGGGUUCUUACAAGCACUAAAGGGUGGGAUUUCCCCUGACUACAGCCUUGCAGCCACACUUUUAUGACAGCAAUGAUUUUUAAUAUUGUUUCCCUUCUGUAUUAUUUUUGUCCCUCUGCAGCCUCCAACAAAGAGAAUUAACCAUACAACAAUCAUCAAUACUGCUGGUCAGAGAGUCCUUGUAGUGGGCGUGGUUCUAGCUGAAGGGACCAGUGGUCCUUCACCAACUGUGCUUCAGUUUACAGUAAACAUCCCCAAGACUGGUUUCUUUAAUUUCAUUCUCAGAUACAAGGUAAGACUUCAAUUAAUCCAGGUGAGUUUGUGUUUUUGCCACAACUACACAUGAAUGCACACUGUCAAGUGAUCGCAUGAUUGACUUACCUUUUAUGUGUACAGUCAAACAAAGCAACCACCCAAAAUGGGAAGAUUGAAUGGUUGCCUGUGAGAAUUCAUCCACAGGGGCUCUCUGCCUCCAAAAGAUCUUUUAAAACACAUAGAUCUACAUUUUAGAAGAGCCUCAUUGCAUUCAAUUUCUAAUUUAAAAUAUGUGCAUUUUCAUGUUGUCACUAAACAAUCUUUGCAUAUUGUAUGGAUAGAGUAGUACAUUCAGCAGACAGAGAUCAAACCAUGGCAUCAAAUAGUCACUUAUAAACAAGAGGGUAAAAAUAAUGGAGACUUAUAAAACAAUCAUCCAAACAAGUGGUUGCUGUUGGUUAUGACGGACAGUCAUUUACAAGAGGUUCUAAUAUUUAUUGUAGUAUAAAUUUGACUGGGAAAAUUUUGGCGUUAAGAUAGGUGGUUGCUGGCAAGAGGUGGCCGCACAUUGAGGUUUGACUGUAUCAGAAUUCUCCAAUGACUGUGGCCUGGCAAUUGGAAAAAGAAAAGAACUGUUUCUCCAAAAAUUGAAUAUUCUCCUCUUGUUUCAUGAGUUAUAAUGGUGUGAUUUGGAAAGAAUAAAUUCCUGUAAAUCAAAAGCACCAUUUCAGGGCUCUCAUUAAGAUUCACCUGGAACAUCUCACAAAAAUUUAUAGUGCCUCCUUCAGCUUUCCGAUUUCAUCACCCGUAAAAUCAAGUGAGCUCAGCCAUAACAGGUGUUAGAGGUUACGAUCCUUAGUGAUGGCUGUGCCUCUUCAUUUGUUGAUAACAUAAUAUGCCACCUCUACAUUUAAUCAUAUCUUUUUUAUUUCCAGACAAAUAGUGACUGGUCCAUGAUUACUAUCAAUGCUUUGCUACGGACAACUUUUAUCCCGUUUUCCUGUAACAAUGAAACUCAAGUCAACAGCAAUGAACCUUACAUCCUUCGUGGAUCUUUGGCGGCAGCACUCGAAGCUUAUGAUUUUGGAAAGCAGUGUUUGCUGGCUGGGCAAUACACAGUGAAUCUGACCAUUCCACAACAACAAGUACUCGCUUUUAGAAGGCGAAGGGCAGUAGUGUUGGACUCAGAAAUUGUUGUGGACUCUGUAAGAAUAACUUUUUUCUCCUUGAUAGCACUGCUCUAAGCUGUGACUUUUUUGGUCGCCAUGGUAUUUAGAAAAAAAUUUUUGCAACUGAAGUUGCAGUAAAAGUUGGAUUCGAUGACAAUUUUUAAGAUGUAAAAUAUUUAACUUAUUAUUUGCCUUUUAAAACAAAAUGUGGUUUUUUUUAUUACCUACAACUUCAUCUAUUGUCUCACCAUUUCCCUGGCAGUGGCAUACUGUAGAUGAUUGUUGUUGACUAAAUUAAAUAAUUUAAUAAUCUUGUUUGUUUGUUUUUUUUAUUUUACUUGGCUUGUUUUGGUCUUUAUGAAUUUUGCAUACAAAUUGUAGCUAUUAUUUAUUUUUUGGAAAACUCUUUUGUUCCCCAGCUUGUGAUUAUGCCAACUGUAUCAGAAUAUGAUGUCUUUAAGUCAGCUUCCCCAGCAGUGCAGGAAAAUAUGACAUAUUAUUUUAACCAGUCAGCCUCUUUGCGAAGCUGGUCAGCAGUCUCUGUUGAAGGAAGUGCUUCCCUCUCCCCAGUGUUUGGCGAGAUCUUUGGAGAAGGACAAGGCAAAAACUUUACUUAUUUAACUUACUUGUAUAUGUUUAAAAAACAAUACCCCGCAAGCAGAGGUGUCUUUCUGGCAUGGCAUCAUUUGCAAUAGUCAUUCGCAUGGCUUGUCUGCAAUCACUUAGAUGGUUUGUUUAUAUCCCUGACAGAGUUGGACCUAAAAAAAUGCUGAAAGCCAUGCCAGAAAGAAACCUCUGCUCACAAAUGAAAUAGAAAUAAGUUUUUUUCAAGACAAGACAAAAUUUUAAAAAUGACUAAUUGUAAAGACAAGAGUUAUAUGUUCCCUAGAGUAUUGUCUUGCAACUAUCAAAUAAAUAUUUCUGUAAACAAUUGCAGUCAAACUGACAAAACCGUUAACACUUGAAAUAUUUCAGAAAAUGUUUAUUGAGUUAUAACCAGUGACGGAAAAAGAACAGGAUGUGCAAGCCAGCCACAAAACCACAAACUGAUGUUGUACACGUAGCUUGGGGCUUAGACUCCUCAUGCCUGAUUGGCUUUUUUGUUGCAAAACAGUAACAUUGAUUCUAGAAAUAUUUUUGGUGUUCAUGGUUUUGUUUGAUUGACUGUAAAUGAAAAUAGGAGUUGAAUUUUAUAAAAUUGUAAUCUCUUUACAUGAUUGCCAUGCAUUUGAUAAAGAUUUUGAUUGUUUUUUAGUUAUUUCUUUUGUCAUUUGUAAUUCAUGAAUGCUAUUUUUUCCUUUGCAGGUUGCAACUGCAGUGAAGUUGGUUCAAAUAACCCCCAGCAGUGUGCCAGAAAUGGAGGCCAAUGUGACUGUAAAACAAAUGUGAUUGGUCGCACUUGUGAUGCGUGCAGGCCUGAUUAUUUUAACUUCACUUCUGGUUAUGGCUGUUCAGGUUAGAUAUCACCAUUCAAGGGAUUCUAGCACAGGGUUCAGUGUGCAAAGAAAGUAGUGUCCAAUAGCAUGGGGCUAGUGGAUUUUGCUCUAGUGCUAGUGAUUUUUGUUCUUAACUUGCCCGACAGGCAAGUGCUGUUUUUGGGGGAAAUUCAAAUUACAGAAGGAUUGUAAUCAAUCCUGCUAAUCAAAAACGGUUUGGGGGCUAUUUUGGGGCUAGUUGAAAUGACUUGUGGGCUUGUACAUGCUAGUUACAGCUUGCCCGAAUGGCAGGCUGUAAAACUGACUUUCUUUGCACCCUGGGGCUAUAAGUAAGAUUUCAGGUUGUUGGGUAUAUGCAGUUUAUAGUAAGGAGAGAACUGAACGGUUAGGGAUCAACUGUUCUUUUGGCCCUAUUUUCCUUUAGUUUUAUUAUGAUAGUACCUGUAGCUGGAGGUCUGUCAAAUAAAAAUGCAGAGGGCAUUGCCAAAGGUCUUGAUUUGACUGUGUGUGGGUUAUCUAAGUUAUGGCCGGUGACAAGUUCAAUUUUUACGCCUGGUUCAGUUGUAAUUUUCUCUUUCUUUUUUGUAUUGUGGUGUGCAAUUACAUGACCAAAAAAUAUAAAAGAAAAAAUUCACAUUUUAUAAUAAUACACUGAGCGACUACAUGCAGUGUAUACAGCUGGCUGAACUGGGAACACCGUUUGUACAAUAAUUUUUUGUGCUGUGAACUUUGAGUGUGUUCUAAAUAGUUGCUUGAAAAUGAUUUUCCACAGCUUGUAACUGUGAUCUGACUGGUGCAAAUGAAACAUCUUGCCAUGAUGAGACAGGGCAGUGUUCAUGCCGGGAAAAUGUCACUGGACGACGCUGCAACAGUUGUCUACGAAAUUACUAUAACUUCAACAGUGGGGUUGGUUGUUCCCCUUGUAACUGUCAUCCAGUGUACUCAAGCAGUCUUCAAUGUGAUGAUAACAGUGGUGUUUGUAGCUGUAAACCUGGUAUCAAUGGUGGAAAAUGUACAGGAUGUGCUGACCAGUUCUAUAAUUUAACUGAUCAAGGUAAGGCCAUGUUGUUUGUGCAUAGUUUGGCACUGUAAGUGACUGGUCUUUGAGUGUAGUGCAUUGACAUAUAAAAGAUACAUGUGCCAAGCAACAUUUGUGUAUGUACUGUGUAGUAGAGAAAUACAGCAGUAGCAUCGUGGCAAUUAAACUGUGAUUGCUUGUGGUCCUCUUGUAUGGAAAGGCUUUUGGGCGUGACGUACAGUACCCUGCAAGCAGAGGCUACAUUUUCGCGGUGUGAGCUGGCGUGCUGCCUCUGCUCGCAGGAUAGACGUACAGUGUACAUGUAAUACAAUUGUUCAUUCUUUGCGGGGCUAAGUUUGUCAGUGCGUCAAACUCCCAAUUUAGUAUUUUCAGGUUCACGUCCCCGUUAUGACUACUAGCUGGAUUUGUUUCUUGGUCUUUCCGGAUUUAAAUCCUCCCCCAUGCUUGGUUGCAUCCAUCUAGUUGCCUCCUGCCAGUUGGGGUUUUUAAUUCUAUUCUAUUCUAUAAAAAGUACCGGUAUUUGUUUCUUAUUACUUGAGUAGAAAACUCAAAAACUUUACCUUACAGUCCUACACCAAAUUCUUUAACCCUUUAUUGUUUAAGUUCCAAGAGUGACCAAGAUCAACUCUCCUUAACAACAUCAAUACGUCAUCAUCAUCAAUAAAAAAAGCAUACGAGAAUUAUUAACAAAAUGGUCACCAUUAUUUCUCUUAUUAAAUUUUCCCAGCUAUAAAUCUUUACAUGACUGUAAGGAAAUGUAAGGAGAUCAGUUUGGAGAAUUUGUGUGUGGGAAAUAUUUGGAUAUUUGUAUGUGAAUAUUGUGGCUUAAAGGUUCUUGCCAAAGAACAAAUUAACUAUUGUAGUUGAGUCGUGUAAGGGUGUGAUCGUUCAAUUUGUCCUCAUCCUUAUUGUUUAAUCCAGAAUUAUUGAAAUUUAACUCACAGGCUGUCGAACGUGUGAAUGUAACAGUGCUGGAAGUGUCAACCUUAUUUGUAACAAGACCACAGGCCAGUGUCCUUGUAAGACCUUUUCACUUGGACGCCAGUGUGAUACAUGUCCGUCUGGUUUCUAUGGCUUGGCUGCCAAUCACUCUGAGGGAUGUCUUCAGUGCCAGUGUUCAAACAAAACGUCGAAUUGUACUCGUGACCCAGGAUGGCUCGUAUCGGAGGUUACAACCAGCCUUUCUGUUCUCUUUGACAACACCAAUGUUGAUGGAUGGACUGCUAAUAACAGUGUUCAAUUUGUGCAAGUACAUUUAAACUGGGGAAUUCCAGUAGAACCUGUCAGCAAGUAAGUGUAGUUCUUGUCAUCUGAUAGCUUACUCGAGGGGGCGAGAUGUCCCCCUUUUGCACGCCCGUGGGGGAUUUCCCGCAUUGGUCCCACAAAAAAGUUCUUUUUUGGCCUUUUAAUAAAUCCUUAGUUGAUCAAGCUUGUUCGGUUAAGAUGGCUGGAUACUGGCCUAGUUCUUUUUUUUUGCGUUUUAGUGACCACGACUUCGCCUAGGUCUAUAAAAAUGCAAAAAAAGAACUCUGCCAAUGUGCAGCCAUCUUGACCUUAGGCUUGGUCAAUAACGCGUAAAAAUGGCCUUGCGAUCCAAUUGAUCCCUUGGGAGGUCGUUCUGAGUUGAAUGGAAAUGUAGGGACUAACUCUUAGACAGAUGAUAAUUACCUGUAUUGUGUCAAGGAGCCUCUUUUACCUAGGGUACUUCACAUUAAGCAAACAAGCUUAUAAAGAGCUCCUUACCCAGCAAGAAAAUCUACUUGUCCUGGAUGACCAAUUGGCAAUUUAUUUCAAGCCUUGCUUCAAGCCUCCAUAAGCCGCAAUUUUUUGCAAGGUUUAUGAAGUUGAUAUUCUUUAAAGUUACCACACAUUUGAUAAUAACAAAUAUCAUCCAUAUAACUUUUUUCAGAGGAUCAAUGAGAGUUGAGACCAGUGGAUCUGAUGAAUUCUAUUUUAUUGCUCCUGAUAAGUACCUUGGAGACAAGAGAUUUGCGUACACCUUUACACUGUCAUUCAAACUACAGCAGGACAAUGCGACUUUUCCUGCGGCUUCUUCGACAGGGGAUGUUAUUCUUAAAGGCAGGUGGUUUGAUCAGCCGCUUGUUACAAGCCUUGGCACUCCGCCGUCUACAGGAGAAAGUUUUACCAGUUAUCGGGUAAGAUUAGAUUGUAAUAUCAAGAGGUCAGCAGCAUUUAUCGUAAUCGCUCAGAUUUGACAAUAAACGCCCCCCCACCUUCUUAGCGUUAGCCUCCCUUUGAGGCUGGUAAUAUUUCUUUCCCCCAAGAAAGAAAAAACUGCUGUUCCUUAAAGGAGCUGUGUCACGGAACUUAUUACAAUUCAAUCAGUGAGAGUUGCCACCAAAUUGGGUAAAACAUAACAAUAAGGGCUGAAAAUAUUAAAAGAAGGUAUAAAUACUUCAGCAAAUACAAAAUGGCGCGGAUGUACAAAUUUGAAGAAGAUUAAAGCGGAUUGCAAUUACCGUUUUUGAAAACUUGUUAGCCGAACAGUUUUUGAAAUUUAAUUCUUAUUGUUGGCCUGCGUGUUUGAAACGUUUGUUAUAAUCCUCUGGGAGAUAUAUUUGUGUGAUAGGAAGUUGUGAUUUUGUCUUUUACAAGUAAAUGUUUCGCUUAUGUCGAGACUUUUCUCUGUUAUUUUGUUUCUUAGGUCAAAUUUGUUGAGAGUGAAUGGAGGGUUGGAGAUACUUCUGGCCGUCAACCUACAAGCUACGAAAUGAUUAAAGUAUUAAGUGACCUAGUUUCCUUGCGCAUCAGGGCCAAAUGGACAUCGCUUACAACUCAACUAGACAGCCGACUUGGUGACAUUGUCAUGACUCUAAGCAAUAGGUAUGCAGUAUACAGUUAAUCCGCUAUGUUUCCUUCCAUAGGCCUUUUUUAAAAAUACCACAAUAUUCUUUGUUUUUCCUCCAAACAUUGUUUUCAAUUUCCCUUCAGACAAAUAAUAAAUCGAUACGUCUUGCAGCGUUUUUACUCACAUCCAGUUUUCGCUGUAUGAGCUGUACAACUAAACCUGAGCCAGCCACUUAAAAAAAAGUUCAAAGGAAGCGAUCCUGUCAGUUGCCGAGAUUUUCGUUUUGGGUUUUUAUGCCGCGCGAUAAAUCAACCAAUCAGAUGAGUGUUUGUAUGAAAUUUCCCGCGCAAUGGACCCGCUGCUCGCGGCACGUAUCAUGGGAACAAAACUACCGUUUGACCCCUUAUACUCUGGCACAUAGAAUAUCAUCGGUAUGUGUAACCACAACUUUCAAACCGCUCUCGUUUAUGUGAAAACCGUUCUGUAGCCAUAAUUGUUGUUUGCUCUUCUUUAUUAUCUUCCAGGACUAGUGUUUUAGCCUCACCAGAGAAUGCGUUCAAUGUAGAGCUUUGUAACUGCCCACCACAGUACAAGGGGAGCUUUUGUGAGCAGUGCGCCGAGGGGUACACACGCAGCACACCGAAUGGAGGGCCUUACGUCACAUGCGUUCCUUGUCAGUGUUACGGGCACUCGAACAGCUGCGAUCCUGAGACUGGCGUAUGUCAUAACUGUACACACAACACGACAGGUAAUAUAGGCAGCAUUUACAGGGUGAAUAUAGCCCGGCCCGCUUUCUUAUGGUUUGUUUGCCACGCUUGUCUGUGUUUGUCUGUUUCCGUUCCGUUCUGAUAGUUGCAUUAAUAUUAAAAGGGAGAUGUUCAUUCCUUCUCUAUAGUUUAUUUUAUGAGGCAGAACUUUAGUCAUUUCUCAGCAUUUUACGGGAAAAAAAUUAAUUUGGGGGCGGGGGAGGGAAUUUCUUGCUUCGCCCGUCGUCUUCAGGUUGUAUGCACUGAAUAUAUCAUAUCAGUACACUUCCAUUUACUUCCAUUUACGGAACAACGAUCUUUGUCUUUUUAAGGUUGCAUCUCUAACAAUUUUUCUGAUUCUCUGUUAGGUGAUCAUUGCCAAAAGUGUUCAGAUGGUUGGUAUGGUAACGCUAAAAAUGGUACCCCGGAUGACUGUAGACCCUGUCCAUGCCCUGGUGGACCGCUCGCGUCCAAUCAGUUCGCCAAGACUUGCUUUGCAAAUGAAACUGACGGAUUACCGACCUGUAACAACUGUUCACGGGGUACCACUGGACGAAACUGUGAAAUGUGCAUGGAUGGAUACUUUGGGCGGCCGUGGGUGAGUAGGCGUAAAAAUGAACCCCAAAUUGUUUACUUAAAAAAUAAAGAAGCCUUGACUAUGCUUUGUUCUUUUGUAAAGGACGCAGGAAGCGGCUAGAGUAGGAAAGAAGUGUCGUCGGGAAACAGACGUAGUCGAGUGUUGCUCCCUACUUCUUUAGUGCUCUAGCUGCUUUCUAAGUUAAAUUCCCAAUUCAUUGGUUUAUUUUAUCACAGGAGCCAGAUGGACAGUGUCACCGUUGUGAGUGCAAUGACAACAUAGAUCUUGGUGUUAGUGGAAACUGUAACACAACUACGGGACAAUGCCUCAAGUGUCUCUACAACACAACUGGAUUUAACUGUGAAUGGUGUGCUCCUCAAUAUUACGGAAGUGCCUUGAACAAGAAUUGCACACGUAUGUACAACUUGAAUUAUUUUCUCUCCUUUGAAAUAUCUUUUAUAAUUUCUUAAUGUAGUCAGUGAAAGAUUCAUUUGUUAUUCUCGUGACUCAAAUUAAUAAUGUAAAGGCAAACUUGGAUGUAAGAAACUGCGGAUUAAGAACCAUAUAUAUGUAGCCGAUUUUUGAAAUCCAGCCCAACGAAGUUCGCGGUCAUUUGACUGAAAGGGCGUCAGAAGGCAGGUUUCUUAAGCCCGAGAAGCUCCAAAAUCACAGUAAAGAAGGAAAAGGAAAGAGCGAGGAGAAGGAAAGGAGGAGAAGAAAAAAAAAACAAUGGCUGCACUCUUAGUUUUUACAUGAUAAUGGCUACUUUGGAGAUAGUUUUUUGUCGAAAAAAACUGUUGGACGCAAAAGGUCCAUUUGGCGAUAACGUUAUCAAAAAUCCGGCUAGAUAUAUAAGAACUAUUCUCCACGUAACAACGAACAAUUUUUGCCUGUUGUGGAAAAUCGGAGGAUCUUAUAUGCGAGCUAUAACUGUAUGUCUUUAAGACAUAGGGCUAGGACGCCUUAUAUAGAUGACCUCUGUGGCAUGUUUCUUUCUCUGAGGUAUUCAGUAUCCAGUGAGUCAAACUUUGUUGGUUUCUACAAUUGAAUCGUCUCAGUUACUUGAAUUCCUCGGCAACAUCUGAUUUACUGUGGGGAUGAUUUCUCUGACCUAUGCUUAGUGUUCCUAGAAAGUUUCUCUUGCGAGCAAAACGCAAAGCUGGGUCUAAAGGGACAAACUUUCUCAAAAAUGAUAGGAAGCUUAAGCUUCCGCACAAUACGAUGUCCUAAAGUUAGUAUCCUUUAAUAUUUAUAAAUGUUUUAUAGCAAUGUUGUCGUUUCUUGUUACAGGUUGCAACUGUUCAAGAGUUGGUGCUGUUAACAAUGUGUGUAAUAAUAUGACCGGGGAUUGUGACUGUGAGCCUUUCGUGACCGGCAAGUCAUGUGACCGGUGUGAACAGUACGCCUACAAUUACACGGAGUUUGGCUGCUUACCGUGUAACUGUAGUUCCUUUGGUUCAACUGACCUUCAGUGUGACUCGGUAAGAACAAAUUCUGCGUAGACGCAGUCUUUUCUACUACAGCCAUCAGGGCAAAGUAAGAAGCGGGGGGGAAAAGGAAAAAACGAGAACGGAAGAGAGGGAGGGACAGCUCUUUUACCCUCUCUCUCUACGGCUUGUGAAUUCUCUUCACGCUGUCUGUUGUAUUUUGUUAGUACAGGUGCUUUAAACAGUUAUCUGAAAUGUUAUGCUAUUUAUAACAUUUUCCUUCCCUUCCAGAUGUAUGGCAACUGUAGCUGCAAACCAAACGUAAUUGGUCAAAAGUGUGAUAUGUGUGCUGCUAAUUUCUUUGACGUCACACGCAGUUGUUUAGGUAUGAUCGAUAUAAAAUAUAAAGCAAUACUACUCUUGAGUGUAAACAACUUUUACCUCGGUGCACUUCAGGCCGGGGGGGUUGGAGGGUGGGGUGGGGUUCUUGUUUUACGUUAUCCUUUGUCUUUUUAUCGCAGAGCUGAAUUACAUAAAUUAUGUUUUGUGUGUUUCUGGUCAUUCUGCUUGUCCUUCAUUUCUUUUUUAGAGUGUAACUGCACAGCUAACCAGACCGUUGCAAACUCAACCUGUGACCAGAGAUCUGGUCAAUGCCAGUGUCGUGUCAGUGAAGCAGGAGGCCUGUACGGUGGUAGACAGUGUGAAGGAUGCGCCAAGCCGUACACCGUCGGUGAGUGGUUUUAUACCUUAAUGCUGAUGACAGCGCUUUUUACUGAGCCUUUUGGUUUGUUUGUACAGCAACAGCAAACUUUCGCUCGGCGUAAGUGUAACGCUUUGAUUAGAGAAGUACUGCGAGCAGUGGUUUCUUUUGUCAGUCGAGUGGUCGGUUUUUUGACGCCCCGAGAGACGUUAAGAAACCGACUACGCGACUGAUUAGCCACGUGAACGACUUCGUAAAUGCUAAAAGUCAUGCCAGAAAGAAACCCUGGGUACAUCUACCAGCGAUCUUACUCCCUAAUUGGAUACCUGAGUCUGACGAUUCAUGAUAAGCCUUAGAGUGCUUCUAAAUCACUGACAAAGAGUGCCGGCUCAAGAUAUUGCUGUAUUUACACCACUGCUAACUCCUUUUUUUUUACUUGUUUGGAAAUACCUGUCAUACCCGAGACGGAAUAGGUUCUUUUCUUUGUCAGAAAUAAUACGUCGUUGAGUUUACGGUUAACACAGGAAAAUGUUAGAGCCUUGUUUUCCCGUGACAGAGAUAGCCUUACCGUAGGGGUGUUGUUUUGGAUUGCCACUACCAUUGUUGCCUGACCAUUCAAAAGAACUAACAAAGGAAAUACUAAUAAUGAAGCCCCAUGAAUAGCCUGCAAAUACGGCCGUCUCUUCUCGCUCCUUGCCGCUAAGGACGUUUUGCUGGCCUACCUUAGGAAGUGAAUUCUCUUAUAGACUCUUUUUGUAUUGAAACGUUAAGAUCUAGAAAAUGGAUUGUUGUUUUAACUUCAUGGGUCGAUUAUUCAAACGAAGUCUAACUUAAGCCGCGGUUUAACAAAUCUUUGGACCUCAAGAUCUCUUCCUAAGUGGGUUAUUUUAUGAAGAUAAAUACUUUUCUUGUCUACUCUGUAUGCUCUCAUAAAACUGUUCAUAAUGAAUGGUCUUUAGAUAAAACCGUUGGACAAAUUGAAAAUGGCUUAGAACGCGGUUUUUUUUAACACUGGCUAAACUACGUUUAACUGACUAGCACCAUAUAUUUUUACCGGCAUGUCUGUAAAAGAGGAGUGUAUCUUGAAGACUAGGUAAUUAUGUGAAUCUCGGUUUGAUUUUUAGGGAGUCCACCCAGGUGUCAUCCAUGCACAGAAGCUUGUUAUAGUAAUUGGGUAGGGCUGAUCUCUGAUGAGACAGAGAAAGUGAACGAGUUGAAAGGCAAUGUGACAGAGCUGCUAGAGUCAUUUGGCAGCAUGUCUGUGGAAGGAAUCAAUAGUACUUUACGAAUGCUAACGGCAAAUGUCACUUACGCAAAUGGAAUUUUCAGCAGCGGGGGAAGGGCUGACUUGCUGGAGAAACGUGAACAGAUUAACCGGGUAAGUACAGUAGAAUCUCUACAUGCGGACACCGCAGAGCUGUAAAUUACAGUCAUCCUACAAUGACGGUCCGACAAAAAUUUGCCUAUUCGCCACUUUUGAAGCGUGAAAGGAACUCGGCCGAGGUGACUUUCCCAAAGAUUUUUUUUGUCUCCCUGUCAUUCCUAAAGUCAGUGGGGAAUUGUCAAAUACUAAAGAUUAUCAUUUCGUAUCUGAACGUUUGCAUAGUCAGGGCUGUCACAAAAGAUUUCGACUUGUCGGUUAUGGUUACAUGCAAUUAGUAAGCGACGAAUGGAAGAUUUUCCCUAAGAUUCAUACAGUUUCUACUUCUCACUACUAAUACUUCUGUGAUGCUGGUACCUGCGUCUGUCCCUUUGAUGUCUUUGAUUAUUAAGGAGGAUACUUACUUCAGGUAGUAUCAUAGGUGGCCCAAACUUACGUUGCGAAAAGUAAUUUACCUGCCGUAGGUGACGUGUGGCCUUGUGCUGGACGCGCCGGUGUCGCGUUACUGGCGACCUUGAAAAUAAGAGACUUUGUUUGAGUAAUAAAAUACUAAGAUCUGCGAACGCUAAAUAGAGUUAAAUCUAACUUUUCCUUCAAUGAAAUGAAUAAAAGAAGACUUAUCUACGAUAUAUUCGACUGUGUUUUUGUGUUUGUUCAUCGUUUCACUGGAUUUUUGGGCUUUAUUGCGUAACUACUGUAACUCCCUCAAUAAGACGAAUUCAAACAGCCUGCAUAAUGACUGUCUCUCGCUAGCAUGCGAGCAAGCUCUCGAUGUGGGGGAGUCGCGAGAAGUCACGCGAGAGGAGGAGUUUGCUCGCAGGCUAGUCUCUCGCGUUCUGUUUGUUCUUAGAGUUUGGGUAUUCUAGAUUGUAAGAGACUUGGUGAUUUAAUGGUAUUUCUGCCUAGUAAGAGCGAAUUUUGCCAUGUCUAAGAUAUAUUUACCUGAUAAUCAGAACUAAUUUUAAAAUCUUUUACAGAUUCAAAACUCCGUCAACUCUUUGCAACAGCAAUUGAACUCUUCUCAGCAUUCAAUCGAGGACGCGCAAAAGUACCUGGCAGAAAACGUAGUGAACUACAACGGGAGCGUGCGUAUUCUUCCAGCCACCCCUCUGUCGUACCCAUCUUUCCCUGUAGUGUGCCCCAGUGGGGGUGGGCUUAGCGUGAUUGUUGACUGGCAGUGUAUUGAAGCCAUGGCACAGAGCUACCGCCAAAGAGCUAUGAAAGCUAACGCCUCGGGAUACGCCAACUACACCAGUAUUCAAAAUAGUUACAGCAUGGUAAGAUGCCAAGAUACGCUAUUUUUUUUUUACUUAAACUUGGGUGAAGAGAAGUUUUUUAGAUAACUCAGUCAACGCGAUUGUCUCAGUCGUUGCUCAUAGGACUCGUAGAGAGUCUUUAAUUCUUAAAAAAAAGUCUUGAAAUUUGUCUAGCAAUUUUCCAGACCUAAAGUCUUGAAAAAUGGUAAAAAGUCUAAAGUUUUUUUUCUUUUGGAAAGCUACAACAAUUGCUCUAUAAGUGAAAGUUUUUCUGUUUUGGUCAAAUCUUAUUCAACGUUGCUCGUACGUUUGCAGUGCAUCAUGAAAAAACGUUUGUUCCUGCGUUUUUUAAGGUCUCUAUUGAUCACCUAUUUGAUAUCCUCGAAUCUGAAAAAAGAAAUUAUUGCUUUGGAAAAAAGUGUGGAAAAAGUCUUGAACUUUGGAUCCAAAAAUCUGUACGAACCCUGUGCUUAGAGUUAGGGGUUUUACUUAAAGAAAAACAAAAUGAUUAUUUGACUCAAUUUUGAAUUCGCAAUCCAGACAGGUGUAUUUCGUGUUUUUUUUUUUGGUGUUGCAAAAUUAAAGUUUAAAUAAAGCGAGAUGAUUUUUGUUGGACAUCUUUUGCUUCUCAAAGUUAUUUAACUACAAAGUAUAUUGAGGAAGACAUGAAAGAGUGCAGCUAGAAACAGGCGGCGCUGUAUGUCUCUUUUAGCUAUUUAGGCCAUUCAGCGUGACCGACUUGUCAGCGCGUGGGACUCGCAAUCUGGCUUGGGUUCGAGUCCCGCUCUGGCGACUUGCUGGAUUUGUUCUCGGUUGUCCAGAUUUCAAAUCCUCGGUUCACGCCUCCUUCCAGUUAGGAUUUUAAUCCCGUAAUAUUAUAUUUGUGAUAGUUGUUUCUAAUUAUUUGGGUGUAGUGCCUGUAAACUAGCCGGAUAAGCUAAGUGCACCUUACUAUAAACAAGGCUGUAAUUUUUUGACAUUAGUUCUUUGUCUUUGAAACAGAUUCAGCAGGCAAAUACCACAGCUUAUCUUGCUGCUAAUCAGAUCAGCGAAUCCAUCAACAAACUCGGGCUGGUGUCACUGUUACGAGAGUCAGUCGAGUCAAGUCUCGGUGACAGCUUUCAGAGCAUGUAUCGUAACCAUUCACAAAAGCUGGAAGAGAUCAGUCAAAUCAUUUCAGUUUUACAGGAGUUGUUGUCGCUUGCGCAAGACUUGGAAGAGAAAGCGAACAUGAAUUUGACGCAGGCGAUGGAGAUUGCUUCAGAAGCGAAGAAUGUUUCGGGUCAGCGGAGGCGUGAAGCGCAAAGUGCGCGGGACAGCGCUUCAAAUGCUCUCUCUGAUGCGAUGCGGGUGGAGAUGGAAGCAGAGAAUGCUUUGAAUACAGCUACAGAGUUUAAGGUCAGUUUGCAUGCCUCAUGAUAAAUAGGGAAUUGAUAGGGAGGAUCUUGCAAAUGCGAUGACAACUGACAAGCGACGCGAACGACUUCGUAAACGCUAAAAUACAUGCAAAAGAGAAACCUCUGCUAGCAGUGUAGAGCGAAAUGGCCGAAUGAUGAUGGUGAAUGAUAAAUAAAUUGGCCCGCUCGAGAAAAAUCUGUUGAGAGUAAAAAUGAAUUUUUUCCAUAGUCGGAGAAGUUCAAUGAAAAGUUAAAAAAAAAAAAAUCAUUUAUCGUGGUAAAACAAUCAUUGGCGUAUAACUCCCAUUGUGGAGAUAUCGUGGAGAACGCAGAGAAAUCCAAAACGAAAAGAAGAAAAUUCAUGACCUGGCAAAGAAGUUGGAGAAAAAUUUGAUACUCCAAAGUGAGUGACAUUUUUAUGAUGCUCAGGGAAAUGUCAAGGGAAAAUGAAGUCGGGAGAAUAUAAUUUUGAAUGGACAGUAAUAAUAUAGGUUACACGCUUGUUGCUAUUGGUGACAUCACCUACUGUGUAGUUUUCGUUUUUCAAAACUCUCGUUCAUGUUACUCGAAAGCGAUCAUUAUUUUUUUUAUGUGUGUGUUUGUCAGUGCGGUGCUUAUUCGAAAAAAAGAAGGGAAGCGCUCUUUUGAGUAAAUGAAAGUAAUUUGAAAUACGCGCUAAUCACCACUAUAGAAACGACUGGAAUACUGUGCCUUGGAAACUCUCGCAAAGACUUUCGGGACUGUUACUAGGGACAGGGAAAAUUGGCCAAUAGCUGACCGGUACCUAGUAACAAUCCCAGAAACAAUUGUGGGACGCGAUUUUGUUCCAGUUCCCUCCUCGUGUCUAAAGUGGCGAAUAGGCCAUUUCCGAGUCAUCCAAAGACUACCGCAGUAUAUGCCAAUUGAACAUUCUAAUUUCUAGGAGAAUGCCACGAAGGUUCUUAAUUACACGAAGGAAGCCAUUGUUAACGUAACAGAAGACAUCAACACAAUAGCAAGAGUGAACAACAUGACAACCGAAGCCAUGAGGAUUGCAGAUGAAGUUCGAACCUUGACCAUGCCGGUUACACUGCACCAGAUUCAAAACUUAACAGAAGAUAUACUAAACACUAACGUCAGCCGUGAGAUGGUGAAUCAGACUUUAGAAGCAGCUCAACAGGGGCUCAAGCAAGCCAGACAGGUGGAGGAGUUAUCACAGAAGGCCAUGUAAGUUGGAGAUUUGUUAGAUAAAAAGCCAGUUGUUAAGGUUUUGGCUUUUCAGCUUGCUAUUUACAGAUUGUUUGGUGCUGUGUCUUUAAAGUGAGAGUAGACUCAUUUGCAUCGUACACUUAUAUCCGUCACAUUUGCCUGUUAGAUUUUUUUUCCCGUCUAAGAGACACUGACAACGCGAUCGCCACUUUGAAGUCUGUUCGCAGUUUAGUAAUAGCCUGUUGAAAGAAUGGGAAGUGAUUUAAGAAGAGAGGAUUAGACACUGGAUUCAAAGAAACAACAAACAAUCGAUGAUUGACUAAAAUUUGGUAAUUGCGAUCUCAUCCCAUUUCGACCUUCAUCUCAUUUUUGUUCUUUCCUUUUUGUUUUAAACAGAACCGUGGCACAACAGACACUCGGCCGAGUGCAGGAUAUAGAGACAGCUAUUAACUCAUCCCAGCAUCUCAGACAGCAAGGACUCGCACUACAGCAACAAACUGAUGCAAUGAUCAAUAGCAUCAACAAUAUCACUCAGACGGUAAGAGAAUAGCCUCCCACGCAAACCUUCUUAGGGGUUCGUCACGUAUUCCUGCCCGACGAUACUGGGGAGGAUUGCAUGACGAGCUAAAAGAACGUCUGCGUGGGAGGUUAGUAAGAGAAUGAUCUACUUUUUGCUUCCUCCGUUCCUCAUGUCGAGGAUCAGCGUUACUUGGGCACCGAACAGAUAUAUGUUUUAGGCUCUGUUCACACAAUAGAGGGUAACUUUUUGUGUCGACGUGAAAUGCCACCCACCUUUCUGGUAUGUGACUCUCCACUUUAGAGAUCGGCUCGGCGCAACUUUUAGGGGCAUCCAACGACGGUUUCCUCCUGAACACAUUAAAAACACUUUUUAGACUGUUCAGAGUACUUUUAGAUCUCUAGAAAUGCAUUGUAAGCGGCCCUAUAGAAUUUGUAUCUGUUCGGUCAUCCUAGGGAAACUUGAGCCUCGUCGAAAUUACAAGGGCUUCAGUAUUAUUUUUCCGAAAUUUUAGAUGCAAUUUAACGUUUUACGAAAGUGAGAAUUUUUCUGAUUCCUCUCUCCAUCACAUUUUGAAAUCAGAAACUUUUAGGUUUUCUUUUUUCUACCAUAAAGUAGUGAAACCUAGCCGGCGAGAGUGAAAUACGAGAAAUUAAACUUCAGAAUAUCGUGGGGAAUUUAUCAGAUAAGUUUCGAAAAUUGUACGUGAAUCGAACUGUCAUCUACAAAUUGUUAACCGUCCUUAAGCCAUAGAAAAUUCUAGUCAAUAUUUGCUUCUCCGAACAGAUAUUUUACAGAAAACAGUCGUUGGGUGCUGCUGAGCUUUGCCCCGUUGUAGAAGUUGAGCCGAAAUCACUGCUCUUAUUUGUGAACAGAUGUCCUUUCCAGUAUGUUUUUGUUCAAAAGCUGUUCAGUGUAAUAUGAACAUAACCUUAAGCUGGCGAUAACGAGUGUUGAGAAAUUAGACCAACAUUUUGUUAGGCUAAUGCAGUGCGAAGCGUGCAAAACAUUGUGUGAUAUCGGCAACUAAAAGAAUCUGUCGUGCAUUGUGUUUUGGCGCCGGCGCCCGCCUUAGGCUACACGUGUACUUUGAUUUGCAUAAUUGCCAUUAUUUCCAGAGCCAGAAAAUUCAAUUUGUUCUUUUUUCGUUGUCUGUCAGGUUGAAGACCGUUUCUCAGCUUCUUACUCGUCAGGACAAAGUUUACUCACGAAGAUCAACAAUACUUUGUCUAACAUGGAUGAAAGCCUGAUGUGCUUUGACAAAGCGAAGACUGAUUCACAAAACGCGUCGCGAACCGCUCAGCUUGCUUUCAACAUCUCCGAGACUGCUAAGCAGGUACGUUCGUUAUUCUUUUGACAUUUAUUCGACGCUUUUGCUCUCUUCUCGCUCUCCUAGUAUUACACCGCAAAGAGCACUGAAUUGACCUCGCAGAACAGUAGUAUCUGCGACGCACAAAUCUGAGUUUUCAGCCAUUUUCAAAGCAGAGACCUCAUGUAUUCCUUUUCUUUUAUCAGACGUUCGACAACAGUAGUGCAUCUCUGCCGCCGGUCGCAUCUUUGGUGAACUCGUCUUACGAUGUAGCAAAUGCGAGUCUUUCAGAAAUACAACAAAGUCACGACGACUCAGAACAGCUUCUGCAAGAUGUGGUCGAGGCUGAAGGUAAAAUAGGUUCUAAAUUUCAUGUUCCACGCGCUCCUGCUAGAUUCAGUUUUUCUUGUUUGUCCUUCAACGUUUGCCUAGUCAUUCUAACCUAAUGCUAAUGAACAAACAAUAUAUAUAUAUAUUGUUCUCGCUUAUUACCAUUAGGUUUGUCCCAUGAAUUUAAAAGUUUAACUUUUGACCUUAUGCUUACCCUGGUCCCUUCGUGACUUUUUUGGCCGCUUUGCGGCUCGCUAUCUCUCACCCGGGGGAGCAGGUUAUCGUUUGGGACCAGGGUAUCCUAUGCCAAAAACAGGCAAAGAAAACUUUGGCUCGUCAAUUUGUUCCGGCGUUACUUCGUCCGGGUCCCAAAAGAAAAAGGCUCAUUUACCGUAUAAUAUAAUUUGUUUCUCACAGCUGAAGUAAAAUAAAGAAAACAAAACAACUUUAUCGAUGACCCUGACCCCAACAAUAGUCCAUAAAACAAAGAAAACGAAUAAAUUAUAUUAUACCGGGAAUGACCCAAGAAAUACCUCAUUGUUUUCGAGAGUGACAUCAGCGCAUCAUAAACCGGGCGCUUUAACAGAGAUAUUAGUAAUUUAGAUAUUCUUACGGCCUAAAACUGGCUGUGUACGAGCAGAAAUAGGUUUUACUGGACAACUUCACCGCCCCCUAACCGCAAAAUUAUUUCAAGCCCCCAGUAAGGUUACCAUUUUUCAUAGAAGCAACCGUGCUGGGGUGAUCUUCCACGUAGUGUCGUGUUCUCCUCGUUCCACUACACGUGUUCGUUAUUUACGGAAUGUCUUUUCUUAUCCUUUAGAAUUACUAGAGCAGUACAUCACGCAACGACAGGAACUUGAGAGACUGACUCGAGAUCUUCAAGAGUUGGAUAGUGAGGCUGAGAAUUUGUUAGCACAGUUUAGUGUAGCUGCUGACCAGUACGGGCAGUGUGCGGGCGCCGCUUGAUAAAGAGAAGAAGUGGUUUUUAUAUAUUUUGUAAAAUACAACGCGGCGUUAUAUUCUCCUUUACCAAGAUACAGGUCCGGCGUAGGAGGCGGUAGCCUUAUUAACAGGCCAGGGUUAGACAAGCAAUAUAAGAAAGUCCAAAUGAAAGCAACGAGUUGAUAGUAAUAGGCGAGUUCGUUUAAAUUAAGAUUAUUAUUAUUAUUACUAUGAGUUCUUUAAAAUGGCAGCCUAUCGUUUAGGUUUUCUUUUGUUUUUUUAGAAAGUUUUUAGCAAAAUGUGGCCUGCUUUAAAAUGUACAUAUGAAUAGCAGAAAAUACUUCUUAACAAUUGCGCGUAAAUUAAAACUUUUUCAUUAUCUUUGAUUUUACGUUUAUUCUUUUGAAGAGACUUUCGUGCUUUAUUUGCUUGCUGUUUUCCAGGACCGUUGUUUCUUUUAAUUCCGGAGCUACAAAUUAUCUGUUUUAGCUUGAAAAUUAAGAAGUGAAGGAAUAAUAGCGAAUGAUUUUCCUAGCUUCUCGAGAAUAUUUUGGUUUCUUAUUUUAAGACGAUAAAGCGUGCAAAUGAAUCAAAGUGAUCUAUUUUCUAGUCAAAGCUAGCUUUAUGUAAUCAUAAAAUCUAUCUUUGCCGUCCAUUCGACAUCACAUAGUCCGGCAACCUUAGAGACUGAUUAUACUUUUAGUGUAAGAAUGGCACUAAGCAGAAGGCACUAAAACGGCCUUGAAAAGUCACUGGUGGCCCGAGAACUUGAGAUAUCUUUGCAGAAAUUUCAUGUGAUUUUAGAUGUGAAGAUUGAUCUUUAAUAUUUUACUGAAAUUGUAAGUAUUUUAGAUGAUGAUUGUUAGUCUUGGCUCUUACUCGCAGUUAUAUCCUCUGCCAUUCUGUCAAGAAACAAGCGGUCUGUAGAGGCCCCUUUGUGCUCCUUGAUAAAUAUCUUUGCAGCCUGUGUAGCUGGCUGCGAAGCCUAUUUCUCUUUCGUAAAAGGUCGUUGCCAAUUUUUAACGGUCGAUGCCACCAUUGGUAACGAAGCCUUUAGUCAUGAUACUAGAUGUAAUAUAUUCCUGGAUUAAGUUGAAUUUACGUUAAAAGGACCAGGGUCACGUAUUAUUGAUCUAUCAGUUAAGAAAGACACUUUGCUAGUUUAUGUACUUAAUUUUUUCGAAAUUUUGGCGGAUCGGUGUGGCAGUGUAGUGGUAAUGGAGAGAGAUUGUGAUACGAAAGGUCCGAGUUUGACCCUGGGUUGCGAUCUUCUUUCUCGUAAAUAGAAACCCGAUAGAAACAGUCUCAGCUAGUCUCAGUAACAGGCCAAAAAUUUUUUGAUUGUCCUUAAAAUGGCAGCAAUCGUUUACGAAAGGGAAAUUUGCGGCGGCUAGUUGGGAUCAAGCCAAAUUGAGUGUUUUCUAUGUCUGGUUACCUCGAUAAUCACUGAUUAGUCAUUAUUAAUGAUCCGCGAAACAAAGUGUCGAGCUCUAGAGCUCGCUCUCCUUCUAGACACCUCGCUUUCAGGUUACUGGAAAUGAGGUUUAUGAGCGUUUGGCCGCCGUACGAUAAUAAACUAGGAAUCACUGAUUUAACUGUACGAUGGAAAUUUGAGACCUUUUUAACAAAUGAUUUUAGCUUUUACUGGUAAAUGAUAUAUGAGAAAUUAAUCGUAUGAAAAGAAAUGAAGCAAUAUUUUGUAGGUACAAAGCUUAUUAUUAUUAUUAUGAUAAGCUGUGUGUUGUACAGUAUUUAUUUAUGGCUUGAAGAUCUAUAGUGUGCAUUUUUGCAGUAGAUUUUCAUAAGAAUAAAAACUUUUUAUUCAUAUCCUUUGUUUGAAAAUGUUUAUUAUUG
Porites lobata is the source of this 31779-nucleotide messenger RNA. NCBI's taxonomy places the organism in Eukaryota, Metazoa, Cnidaria, Anthozoa, Scleractinia, Poritidae. The record is from the annotation of a GenBank genome assembly.